GAAAAUGUGGAAAAAGUGCAAGAAGAAAUCACAUUAUAUAAAUUAUACAGUUUACAGAUCCACUUACAUAUAUCAGCAACGACAGGUAAAAGAUUUAUAGAUGCAACUACAAGGAGAGAAAAGUGGCCUUUCGCCUUCGAAGAAUCAAAAGACAACUCAAGCAUUAUGCUUUCACUGCUUGAAUAUCAAGGUGGUGUGAAUCAAAUUUUCAUCUAGGAGUUUUUAGCUUAUAAUCUGUGAAACCAGUUAUUCUACUUCCCAACCCAUUUGUCGGGCUCUUUGUUCCCACAGGGCCGUAACUUUCCUCUCCUUUCUCAGAAAUGCUUCAGCUCGCUCUCUGGCCUCCUCGCAUGUUUCUGUGGCAGCAUUACACUUUUCUGCCUCUCUUUGGUAUUGGGAAGCCACCCUUUUUGCUUCAGCAAAGGUGAUGUUCAUGUGGCGAGCAUGCUCUUCAGAAACAGCCUCCUGCAGCUUCAGCUCCUCUGUUAAGAGGUCCACAAACUGCUUCUCCAUCUCUUCCUUGAGAUCAGGGUCAUUGCCACCACAAUCUGUGCCACCAACAUAAUUUACAUAAUGCACAUAGGACAGUGGUUUUAUUUUUCUUAGAGAUAACAGGAGAAAUUACCACAAGAUAGAAUCUAUGCAUUAGAGAAAACAAUGAAAUGAAGUUUUUUCCCAGGUUAGAAAAACAACCAUAUUGGAAAUAAAAUUGGAACAAAUGGCAGAAAUGAAUAAUUUUGUAGAGUUAACAUUUGAGUUGACAGAAGAGACUGUAACCUGUGACUGAGAGAUUGGCCAGACCUGCAAAGAGGAAAAGCCAAAAGGUGAGCUUAGUAUGAUAGGUGUGAAAAAAUGAAAACUUUCUAAGUCCCAGAAAAUUGAACAUUGUACUUUACACUUUAAAGAGGAAAAGCCAAAAGGUAAGCUUAGUAUGAUAGGUGUGAAAAAAUGAAAACUUUCUAAGUCCCAGAAAAUUGAACAUUGUACUUUACACUUUAAAUCAUGGGCAAUAUAACAAGCAAGAAAGUAUUUAACUCAAGGACAUGAACAUCAAGGGGAACAUCACAGCAGAUACUCCAUGAAAUUUGAAAGCUGAAUCAACCCUUUGGGAAACAGUAUCAUAACAAUGUUCUAUUCUACAAUAACAAGGAAGUAGCCUCUUCUCAACUUAUGCAAAAGUUCUUCCCACUUCUAGAAAAUAAGUUCCAUCCAAUCCAAAAAACAGCUUAAGAGCAACCCCAGGAGAUUCUCAACUUUGCAGCAAAGAAUGAGACUACAAUUCCUAUAAUUAAAGAUCUAGCAUUCGGAUUCUAAGUUUCUUGUCUCUGUUUUUACUACUAGCCAGACGGAAUUGGACCAACUUUCACAUAUAUGCUAUAAAAGAGGAAUCCAGUAUAACAAUCAAGUGAUAUUAGUACUUUCAUAGCAAUUAUUUGGAUCAAAGAAGAGAUAUUUCCAAUCAAAUCUCAAUAGUCAA
This is a messenger RNA of Rubroshorea leprosula, 1477 nucleotides long. The record is from the annotation of a GenBank genome assembly. Lineage: Eukaryota; Viridiplantae; Streptophyta; Magnoliopsida; Malvales; Dipterocarpaceae.